This is a messenger RNA of Aspergillus heteromorphus CBS 117.55, 1156 nucleotides long. RefSeq lists its product as uncharacterized. The record is from RefSeq and is a predicted model, not a curated record. Lineage: Eukaryota; Fungi; Ascomycota; Eurotiomycetes; Eurotiales; Aspergillaceae. The transcript has a single exon. Bases 324 to 1001 code for a protein of 225 amino acids.
AACCAACCGAAUUUGAAAAAACUGCAACGAACAAAUCAAAAGAAACCUGCCUCGGGUGAGCCGUGGCAGUUUUGGCACGUAACUGAAGUUUCGCAACAUCCAGAGCGAAUCAAUCAUGUUAGUAGAUCGCCAACAGCCCGGAAGUGUAGCAACUGUUGAGCCAUGGUGAGCGCUCCGAGGAUAUCGCGUGUGUUCGCGGUUUAAGCAUGUCGAGGCCUGCAUACACCCCAUCGUGGAUUGAACAGCACUAGGGUCGGGAUAGCCGCAGCGGCGCCAUGCUGAUUGGCAUUCGUGACGUCUUUGAGUAACCGAGAAUACGGUAAAUGAGCCUUCCUAAGAAUGGAAGGGAGAAACCAAGUAUCGCGGAGGACGAUGUCGUCCUCCUCUAUUACUCAGAACUGUCCACACUGAUGGGAACUUGCCACCCAGGGAACUUGAGACGCCAUGGUGACUUUAAAGCAAGCUGGGGCGUGAGGGGGGAAACAAGUGCAGGAUCUUCCUAUUAUCACCAGCCUUGCCACGCCCUCACCACUUUUGGAGGGUUGGAGUUAGAAGCUGCGGUGUACGUACCUAUCAGCCAUGGUCGGGAUGGGGUCAUCGAGCCAUCUCGGGAAUCCGACUUUCCCCGACGAACAACAUGGCCUUGGAACCGCAUCGUUGGUCGGGGUGAAGAACUAUCGCAGAUCCGCCCUGGGGUAUAUUUGCCAUCAGAUACCACUCGAGAAGCCGAUAUUUAUGGACGAUAUCGUAGGGAUCGCGACGUGGCCGCUCAUGACGUGUAUGUAGGCGGUGGGGGGGUGGUGAUGGGGGGACUUCAGGUCCAACCCAGCGAGACACAUCGUGGAUGUACGUGGCCAGGGCCACCCCGGCAGGCUCGGAUGAUACGCAGACGAGCUCUAGACAUGCCUCUGAUGUUUCGGAGGCCUCCAGUGGCGGCCGAGAGACGAGAUAUACCAGAAGGUGGAGGACAGUUGGCAUACGGGCUCUUGUUGAUUUGGUGACAGGUCAAGGGUGGCCAUAAGCGUCGAGCAACUUGGGGGAAGCCCCCCGGGAUCACGUGCUCCGGAGCCGGACUAACCGGGUCGGCGCUACUCCGGUUUUGGCUAAGAGUCGGUGGGACGCGUUAGACCACUUGCGCACCUUUUCAUUUCCGCUG